Trichoderma gamsii is the source of this 1578-nucleotide messenger RNA. RefSeq lists its product as hypothetical. The coding region runs from base 1 to 1578 and encodes 525 amino acids. NCBI's taxonomy places the organism in Eukaryota, Fungi, Ascomycota, Sordariomycetes, Hypocreales, Hypocreaceae. The record is from RefSeq and is a predicted model, not a curated record. The transcript has a single exon.
AUGGCUUCCUCUACAUCAUCGACCUCCCAAAGGCCAAAUGGCUACCAAUACGACUCAAUAUCCAAUCUCAACACAUCUUCUCAAGUUGAGUCGUCAACAAUACGCUCGCCUUCUCCUUCUUUAGCAAAGCCGACGACCCGCCUCCUUGCGCCCGAUCUCCAACGCGGUCUUCUAAUGGCCAUUAUGGCCAUGGAUCACCUCGCGCUUGGUAUAAACACCUGGCAACAUGGCACCAACAUCGACGGCGAGACGGAUGGAAUAAUUGUUCGCCGAUGGAACUUCACCACUGCCUACAUCGUCCGCACAUUCACACAUUUCUGCGCCCCUGGAUUCAUGUUUCUUCUCGGCAUGGGCGUUGUAUUUCUGGCCAAGUCACGAACUCGCCUUGGCUGGUCGGCAGGCCGGAUGCUGCAGUAUUAUGCAAUGAGAGGAUUUGUACUUACAGCAGUGACGGUAUUGUGGGGAUUUCUAUGGUCAGGGGGCCAACUGUGGUUUAUGAACAUGGUCUUAUUUGCAUUAGGAUUGAACUAUUUCCUGGCUGGUAUAUUGCUGCUUACCAUGAAUCAGACGGAAAAUCGGCUUGCGGAUAUCUUAGAAAGAUGUUAUUUGAUGCUCGAUAAGCGCACAGGGACGGCAUAUGGGAGAUGGAACGAUGAUGGUGAUGACGAACAAGGAGUUAGCCAGCCACUUUUGCGAGGACAGAGACACACGGCCAGAGAGAGCGAAAGAGCAGCAACAGCUUCAUCUUUGUCCUGGCAUAUUCACAACAUCUUUUUAGCGAUCCUCAGCGUCAUUACCAUAUGGUGGAAUAUCUGGUUAUCUGACAACCACGGCCACUGCAGUAUCGAGACCGAAUCACCAGACAGCCUCCAUAUAGCAGGGAAUUCGUUCCUCGGCAUUUGGUUCUGGCCCGUUAUGACUCAACACGUCAUGUCAAACUUUCCCCCUCUGGCGUGGCUCUCCUUUGCCAUUCUAGGCCUUCUCUACGGCCGCAUCCUCUCAGCCCGGAAAUGGACAACCUCUGCCAUUGUCAUGGGCCAUGUCGCCAUGGGAGUCGUCUUUUCGAUAAUCUUCGUUGGCACAAGGCUUCUCCGCAUCGGGAACCUUUCGGAAGACUGCCUGCAUACACCUGCGCAACACCAUCAAACUACGAAUGAGAACCCAUAUCUUGCCUCACCAGCAUCUUUCUUCUAUAUCAUCAAGUAUCCUCCAGAUGUUGCGUUCUGGGCCUUCACCAUGGCUGGCAACCUCUUUGCCCUCGCGGCUUUCAGCGCCAUCCCAACACAUGUUGCGCAGCGCUUCUCUCUCCUUUUGAGCUAUGGCACAUCAUCGCUGUUUUUCUACGUGGUGCACAUUUGUAUCGUCAUGUCUCCUAUAGGGCAGCUGAUGAUAAGUAUAUUUGGCCAAGAGACUGAACACGCAAGCCCCACAGACCCAGAGAACCACAAGGGCGUUACCAAUCUUUUUGUCUACUUCGCGAUAUGGUUGGCUCUGCUGCUUGUAAUGUGGCCAGCAUGCCAUUAUUACAGUCGCUUCAAGAGCACGAAGCACGUUGACUCAUUAUGGAGGUUCUUUUGA